Molecule: messenger RNA, 7752 nt
Organism: Pogoniulus pusillus (Red-fronted tinkerbird)
Lineage: Eukaryota; Metazoa; Chordata; Aves; Piciformes; Lybiidae
Gene: CLIP2
Product: CAP-Gly domain containing linker protein 2
Exons: 19
Coding region: 520-3645 (1041 amino acids)
Biological process (GO): cytoplasmic microtubule organization
Cellular component (GO): microtubule plus-end; cell cortex; nucleus
Molecular function (GO): microtubule plus-end binding
Source: RefSeq, a predicted model, not a curated record
UGCUCCCGGGCCCGCCUUACGGGGCGGGACAGCGACGGCCGGCGGGGCCGUGAGCCGUCCGCGGAGGAGGUGACUGCGCUGGAGCGGCUGGCACGGGUGUACUGCAGCCGGGCUAGGCGCUGUCGGCAGCUAGGCGAGGCCGUUUGCGGCGUGAGGCCGCUCGCAGCGCGGCAGGCAUACAAAGCAGAAAGAGUGUCCAGUGCAAGACCAGCUGCGUGCUUACAGCUCCAGACAGCAGAGGGAGUAUGGACACCUGUGUUGAGAGCCACCAAGGGUCACCCGUGCCAGACUUUCUCCUAGAUAGAAUGCAAUCCUCUUUGUCUGCACAUCCAGCUGCCCUGUUCUGACUUGUUUCUCAUCUGCCUGGCCCUGCAGGGGAGAUAUUCUGAAGGCUGAUAUUCAUUAGAAGGUCUGUGACAAUGGCAGAAGAGGUCCAUCACCGAGAAGCUUGAACAGUGAUACCAGGACAGCUCUUUGAGACUCUGGCCACAUGAGCCUGAGCUACAGGAGACUGCAAACAUGUUGAAACCAAGUGGACUUAAAAUCCCUGGCAAGGCUGGGAAGCACUCCAGCCCGGUGGGACGGACGUCAGGGACCACUGCUGCUGCUGCUGUCACCACUGGCUCCAAGGAAGGCUCGCCUUUACACAAGCAAGGUACCACCUCCACCGCCAGCGCCGAGAAGUCGGCUUCCAAGGUUGCCGAGGUGGGCGAUGAUUUCCUGGGAGACUUCGUGGUGGGCGAGCGCGUCUGGGUGAACGGAGUGAAGCCAGGUGUGAUCCAGUACCUCGGGGAGACGCAGUUCGCUCCGGGCCAGUGGGCAGGCGUCGUUCUGGAUGACCCGGUGGGUAAGAAUGACGGCUCCGUCGGCGGAGUGCGCUACUUCGAGUGCCAGCCGCUGCAGGGCAUUUUUACGCGACCCUCCAAGCUGACGCGGCAGCCGGUGGCCGAGGGCUCGGGGAGCGACGCCCCCUCCGUGGACUCCCUGACGGCCCAGAACUUGUCGCUGCACUCGGGGACGGCCACGCCGCCUCUCUCCACCCGUGUCAUCCCGCUGCGGGAGAGCGUCCUCAACAGCGCCAUGAAGACGGGCAACGAGUCCGGCUCCAACCUGUCGGACAGCGGCUCUGUGAAAAAGGGGGACAAGGACCUGCGGCUCGGAGAUCGUGUGCUGGUUGGUGGGACGAAGACAGGAGUGGUGCGCUACGUGGGAGAGACGGACUUCGCCAAAGGAGAGUGGUGUGGCGUGGAGCUGGAUGAGCCCCUGGGCAAGAACGAUGGGGCAGUGGCUGGGACAAGGUAUUUUCAGUGCCCUCCCAAGUUUGGCCUCUUUGCUCCCAUCCACAAGGUGAUCCGGAUCGGGUUCCCAUCGACCAGCCCUGCCAAGGCAAAGAAGAGCAAGCGAAUGGCCAUGGGAGUGUCUGCCUUAACCCACAGCCCCAGCAGCUCCUCCAUCAGCUCUGUCAGCUCGGUGGCAUCCUCUGUUGGAGGCAGGCCCAGCCGCAGUGGGCUGCUGACAGAGACCUCUUCUCGAUACGCCCGAAAAAUCUCUGGCACCACAGCUCUGCAGGAGGCCCUGAAGGAGAAGCAGCAGCACAUUGAACAGCUGCUGGCAGAGCGUGACCUGGAGCGGGCUGAGGUUGCCAAAGCCACCAGCCACAUCUGUGAGGUGGAGAAGGAGAUUGCCAUCAUGAAGGCCCAGCACGAGCAGUACGUCACGGAGGCAGAAGCGAAUCUCCAGCGAGCACGAGCACUGGUGGAUGGCAUGCAGAAGGAGAAGAUUGAAUUGUUGAACCAACUGGAGGAGGAGAAGAGGAAAGUGGAGGACUUGCAGUUCCGUGUGGAGGAGGAGUCCAUCACAAAGGGGGAUCUGGAGACUCAGACGCAGUUGGAGCAUGCCCGAAUACGGGAGCUCGAGCAGAGCCUGCUGUUUGAGAAGGCACAGGCUGAAAAACUCCUCAGAGAAUUAGAGGACACCAGGCUAACCACAGUAGCAGAGAAGUCCCGAAUCCUGCAGCUGGAGGAGGAGCUCAGCCUCAGGCGCAGUGAGGUGGAUGAGCUGCGGCAGUGCCUCAGGAGCUCUCACCAAGCAGAGACCCCUGAGCAUAACCUUGGCUUGCAGUCAGAGGCUCUUCGCCUGCGGGAUCAGCUGCUGUCUGCCAACAAGGAGCACCAGAAGGAGAGCAGCCAGCUGAAGGAGAAGUAUGAGAAGACAUUGAAGAAGUACCAGCAGGAGAUGGAGAAGCUGAAAUCUGUCAAUGAGAAGUACUCGCAGGAAAUUGUUGACCUAAAGCAUAAAGUUCAGCAAGCCACUAAUGAGAACAUGGGGCUCAUGGACAAUUGGAAGUCCAAGUUGGACACCUUAGCUUCUGACCACCAGAAGUCUCUGGAGGACCUGAAAGCCACUUUGAACACAGGCACCGAUACCCAGCAUAAGGAGAUUGUGGAACUGAAGGCAGUGGUGGAGAGUAUAAAGAUGGAGCACCAGCUUGAGUUGGAGAACCUGAAGGCAAAACAUGACAUUGAGACAGCUGUUCAUAUAAAGGAGAAAGAAAGUCUCAAACUGAAGCUGCAGGAGGCUGUGGAUGAAGUGGAAAAAAGCAACAGCAACUGGAAAAUGCAACUGGAAACCAAAAGCAAUCAGCACCUUCUGGAGCUCCAAGACGUGAAGGACAAGUGUCGAGACGCUGAGCUGAGGGUGCAUGAACUGGAGAAACUUCACAGUGAAUAUAGUGAUCAGACACAAGCAAUAGCUUUCUUGAAAGAGCAGAUUUCUUUGGCUGAGAAGAAGAUGUUUGACUAUGAAACGUUACAGAAAGCAGAAGCCCAGAGCAAACAGGAGAUCCACAGACUGCAGGAAAAAGUGCUUGUCUUAGAGAACAAGCUGCAAUCCCUGGAGGCCCUGAAUCCUUCUCAGCAUGCAAAUAUGAUAGAAACUAAUGAUAUUUCAGAAGAAAAGAUAAAGAUGAAGCAGACUAUGGAAGACCUCCAAGACAAGUUGAGUAAAAGAGACAAAGAGGUGUCAUCCCUGGUGUCCCAGACUGAAAGUCUAAGGGCCCAAGUAAGUGCUUUGGAAAACAAAUGCAAAACAGCAGAAAAGAAGGCAGAUUUGGUGUUAAAAGAGAAGAAGAGGCUGGAAGGUGAACUGGAAGCCUUGACCAAGAAAACUCACGAUGCUUCAGGGCAGCUGGUCCUCAUCAGCCAGGAGCUGCUCAAGAAGGAAAGGAGCCUGAACGAGCUGCGAGUGCUGUUACUGGAGGCCAACCGGCACUCGCCCGGCCCCGAGCGGGACCUGAGCCGGGAAGUGCACAAAGCCGAGUGGCGCCUGAAGGAGCAGAAGCUCAAAGACGACAUCAAGGGGCUGCGAGAAAAGCUGGUCGUGCUGGACAAGGAGAAGUCGGUAGCGGAUCAGCGGCGAUACUCCCUGAUCGACCCCUCCACCGAGUCGGAAGUGAUCCGGCUGCAGCACCGCCUUGUCAGCACGGAGGAUGUGCUGCGCAACGCCCUGGAGCAGGGCCACCAGAUGGAGAAGCUCAUGGAAGCAAUGAGGCUGUCCUCGGAGAAAACACAGACUGUUGGGAAUUCUGGGUCUGCUAACGGGAUUCACCAGCAGGAUAAAUCCCACAAGCAAGAGGAGAAACUCUGAUAGAGAAGAGGUGAAGAGGAUCAUUUCAUGCCAGUAUCAGCUCCUGUGCACAGUCAGGAAAAACAAUACCACAUCUGGCUUUAGCACCUCCAAAAGACCAGACACAGUAUUUUCACUUCAAAGCAGGACAAUGUUUAUAAUGUACUAACUGAUGUGAUCAGGACAAUCCUGGAGUCUAGUUUUUCAAGGCAGCCAUCGUUCCAGGAGGGAGCAGAAAGGUCUCUCUGGGUUUGGUUUCUUACUUGUAUUGGUAUUGACUGUGGAAUUUGUAUUGCUUGAGCAGCCUUUCUCCCACCAGCUGACCUGGUCUGGAUGACAGCUGCCUCGAGUGGUGGCUCAAGUGUCAGCAAGUCCCAGUAGCCCCACAGGAGCUACAAAGGGAGCUGCUUGUGGCCUUCAGCUCCAAAGAGUGUGCCUAGAGGCUGCACGCUUCCCACGUGGUCUGUCCCUUCCCUUCCACCCACCCGUGUCCUGAAGACCUGCACAAGCAAGUGAAACCUGCUGGGCUGACUGUUGGUGUGGGCUGGGGAGCACAGGGCAAGGAGAAGGCAGGGCAGGUGUAGGGCACGGGGGCUGUGCUCUGUGCUAGCACGUCGUGAGAAAUGAUCUGAUGGCAGAGGGAGCUGUGCUUUGUUGCUCUCUCACUGCUGCCUGGGGAGGGAGCUGUGGUGGCUCUGAGCUAGGGGACCUCGCUUAGGUGCGGUUGGGCUUUCUUCCUGCAGAGAGGUUGCUGAGCAGGUCUGUGAUGCCCUGUGUCACAGCCAGGCUGCCCAGCCUGUGCCCUUGUGUGUGUUCUACUGGGUCUUUCUUGAGCACAGGACUCCACAGACAGCUGGAUCUCAGCAUCACCAGCCCGAGAGCUCCAUGCUGGCUGCAGUCAGCCUGGGGUAGAUGCCUUGAGGAGAUGACUCCCUCCUUGCUUGUUCAACUUAACAGCUAAUUGGGGAUUGCCUGGAGAAUUGGGGAUUCUCCAGCUCUUCACUAUGAUGCCCAUCCCAUCCUGCCAGGAAUGGAGGAGGCUAAGGGGCUGCUGUAGCAUCCAUGCAGCUGUGGCUCUCUGUACUCGAUGGGUACAGCAGUCCUCUGUGCAUGACCUGAUGGCAAGCAUUUGAAGCAGAAGGAAUCCAAGACUGGAGCCCACACAGCUCUUGUGUCCAUACACAGCAGUGCAGCCCCAGACGAGGGCCUUGCUUGUUCUUCUGGGGCCUUUACCCUUCUCUUUAACUUUACAUCACAGAUUCCAAGAGACAUUAGGGUGGAGGAAGGGGACAAUAUGCUUUUAAAGGUGUGAGAGAGUCCAGUUCAGGUUCACUGCUCAGUACCACAGGGAACAAUCACAGCAAUAUUUUACUAGGCUUCCUGUAGUUAAGUGCCCAACUCUUCCAGUCUUCAGAAGCUCUUGUGUUGUGGUGCAGCAUCUGUGAAAGAGGACAAGACAGAAGAGACCACUGAGAGGUGAGAUCUGAGCCAGGCCACAGGCAGGUGAGCCUCAUGGCACAUCAGCUUUGUUGCUUUUUUGCUCUGAUUUCCUGUCAAGUUGGGUUACUUUUUCCUAGGGGGUUGCCAGGCUCCUACCUCCUUGAAGGAUAGGCAGCCAGAAGCAACCUGGGAAAGGCUUGGGCUUCGUGGUUACACUUCUGCCAUGAGGAGGACAUUGCUGAAUCUGGGCUAUGAUACAGUUCUGGUCACUGGGCGAAGGGUUGGUGAUCUCCCUCCAUUAAAUAAAGGAUGAGAGAGGAUAGUGGCUCCAGGGGAUUAAAGCAGGUCAGAAAGCACAGCUUAAAUCUGGUGUGUGGCAAGGCAAGGCAGAGCUUAAGACCUAAUUGGCUGAAAUCAUCCUGCCUUGUAGAAGUAUUUCAUCAGCUCUUACUAAUCACCAGGAAGAUUUCUACAUCUCUGCCUAGCUCUGGGACUUUCCCAAGGGAUCAUAAGGGUGGUCUCCAAAAUCCUUCUGGCUGGGGCAUUCAUCUCCUAAGUGAUUUAGGAAAAUCCCAGAGGGAGUGCUUGUUGUUGCAGCCCACAACAGUGAGUACCUCACUGGCAGCUGCUGUGCCUAAGCGUUUAGGGCUGUGUCCCAAAGUGGUCUCUGAAGUCUUGUCUAUGGUUCCAGCUGGCUUGAGCAGAGCUAACAAGAGUGCUUCUUGUGCUGCCUCUGUCCAAGUCCAGGGCUUCCUGAGCACCUGUUGUCUGGCAGAGCCCAUUUUGGUGUGUAGCUUACUUCCCCUGAUGGGUCUUCUAGUGACUUGUGACCAGCUGCCUUCACCUACAAAGGAAGGAUACCUGUGUUUUCCACCUCUCUUGAUGAACCUUUGGCUCUGCCAAAGGAUCUCCCAGGAGUGGUUAUGAGGACCACAUAUUUGGUUCCGUUAAUCGCAUGCAAAGUUGUCAGAGUGGCAGUGGUUCAGGGUGGAGGAGUCUCUGGCUCCUGCCUCCUUUCUGUGGGCAGCUCAGGCCUAUGGCUCUUCCCAGCCAGCUUGGGUGACAAUGCAGAACAGCAGCAGAUGUUAAAGUUAGUGCUGAUGGGCUUCCCUGGCUGUAAAUAGCUGUGCUGGUCUCUAAAGAUCAGCCAGGAGCUGAUGGCACUUCUUGUGUGUGGUCUUCAUAUUGCAGGGCUGUACCAAAGUGAGCAGCAAGGCAAAGCCAGGUCCCCUGUGUCUCCACUGUCCUUGGGGUGCAGGUCCAUGGGAGCUGCUCUCCAAAGAGGAUUGAGUACAGUGUCACCAAGACACUAUCCCAUGCAUCAUCUGGGGUUCAGCUCAACCCUGUAUGAAGUGGCCAGGAGGGGAUUUGGACACCAACCAUGUCCUCCCUCUCCAAUAACUGGCACAGACUUCCAUUCUGAGGUUGUGAGAGACCAAACUAGGGACUAACUUGGGAAGGACUUGGAGGAGAUUCCCCAGCCCCUCUAUUUAUUUGUAAGUUUUAAGUGCUAUUUUUGCCUACGUGGUGGUGUAUAAAGUACUUCACGAUAUUUGGUCUUACUGGCUUGGUUCUUUGGGGGAGAUUUCCAAGGGUGUUGGAGCACUGGUGCACCCAUCUCCUGUUGUGGGUUAAGGGCUGGCUCCUGAUUGUGCCUUCACUCCCACUGUGGCUUCAGCCUUGUUCUUAUCUUGAUCCCUGAAAGCUGGAGGGGGGGGGUCGGGGGCCCCUCUCCCAGCUUGUGUGUGCCAUGCUGGUUUUGCAUCUGGAGCCAAGUCCUAAGCAUCGUGCCUCAGAGCACCAGUGCAGGGUGGGGAGCAGGAGGUAGCACUGCUGGAGCCCUGGGCACCAAGGGAAGGACCAGCACCCUGGGUGUGAGGCCAGCUGCGAUACCCCAACGGUUAGUGAUGCUCUUCUGCUGACAGCUGAGAUGUUACCCACUAAAAACCUUCUUUCACAUGGAGACUGCUCCACGUUUAGUGCUUUCUUUAACCCUCUAGACCAAAGGGAAAAGAAUCUUGGCUGGUGACUCCAACUUUAUCCCUCCUACAGCAUCCAGAGAGCUGGAGCGAGGGGCAGCACCGUGCCGGUGCCGUGCUGAACCACGGGUGCAAAGUUGCCAGCCAAGGCUUUCCAGCUUCCCCCUACCACCAGCAGUUCCUCUGGCUUGAAGUAGAGAUGCAUGAGGGUUUCAUUCCACCGAAAGGAUGCCAACAACACUGCAAAAGUCUUACCAGGAAUUGCAGUGCUCCAUUGUUCGGCAGCUUUAGCAGCUCAGCACUAUCUCGUAGGGAGUUAUUAACACACUAAGAUCCUCUAGGCCUCAUGUAAGUUACCAGAAUAAAGCUGAUACUAGAUGUAUAAAUGGAUGAUAACCUUUUACCCCUACAGUAUGUAUUACAAUUUUUUUGUAGCUUAGUCAUUUUUUGGCUAUCAGAUUUUGUUAGUAUGAUAUAAAAAAAAACCAAACAGAAAAAGAUCCCAAAAAAAAAGGAAGAAAAAAGGUUUGACUGCUAAUGUCUAUUUUGUUAUUUGAGUCGUUUUCUUUCUCCCUCUGUACAAAAGCUGUACAAAUCUCAGUCUGUGUUAACUACUACAGAUGUGUAUCCAUGUACCAUCCACCCCCUGUCCUGGCUUGCUGGUGUGGUGAGCUCAUUACUAAACAAUAAAAGCUAAGCUGUGGCUGGA